GUAGCCUGUCUCUUUGAAAUCUCACGUAGUGUCGUUGCUCCACAAAUAUUCCGAUCAGAAAAUAACAUUACAGUUUAGACAUAAAUGCGCAAAUGCCUGUUGAAAUAACCUUGGAGACCUGUAUACGUGUGCACGCACAGACUACAGUACCCAGUUUAUUUUUCCCCCACUCCCCUCGCAUUCAGAUUUUUGCGCGUACGUAAUCAUCGAUAUUAUUCCAUUGGACAAUCAGGGGGAAUCCGUGGCUCCCAUUGGUCGAUCAGCAUGUCAGUCAAACCGCAUCUGUGACUCAUGUGAGCGUUCCCUUGUUGGAAACAGGGAUGAAAUGGACUAGCAACUGCAACAGCCUGGAAGGUCACAAUACCUCAGCUUAAGGUCUCUUGUGGUAGCAUGGCAGCAGCAUUCCUUGAUGGGAAGAAUGCAAACUCUCUCCUCAAACGUUUUCCACGUGCCAAUGGCUUUUUGGAGGAGUUUCGGCAGGGCAACAUUGAGAGGGAGUGUGCAGAGGAGAGCUGCAGCUUUGAGGAGGCCAAUGAAGUGUUUGAAAACAAGGAGCGUACGAGAGUUAUUGAUGAACAAGUGUUUUGGUGGCGUAUGGAGUUCUGGAAGAAACGCACCGUCUACACAGUAAACACCAAUGCUGAUUCGCGCUCAGAGCGGCCGGACACUGUCUACAUGGUAGUGCCGCUGCUGGGCGUCGCUCUUCUCAUUAUCAUCGCGCUCUUCCUCAUCUGGCGUUGUCAGCUGCAGAAGGCCACGCGACGGCGUCCGGCUUACACCCAGAAUCGCUACUUGGCAAACCGGAACACCCGCAGCCUUCCACGCAUCCUGGUGCACCGCGACCCACCCUCGCAUUCAGAGAACUCGCAUGCCAACGAGAGGCCUAGCGUAGUGGUCAGUGGUGCGGAGAGGGGUGGAGCUCCCGUCACGACCCAAGACGCCCAUCAUCACGCUAACCACACCCCGAACAAUCGCUCGCUGUACGUACAAGAUUCAUCUUUGUCCGUCGCAUCCCACUUGUCUGGGGCCACCCCACCACCUUCCUACGAGGAAGUUACCGGCCACCUAGAGAGCAGCAGCGACGAGACGUCCGCCCCCUACAGCGAUCCUCCGCCUAAAUACGAGGAGAUUGUUUUAGAAAAGUGAAAGGAUAGGGACACAUGUGUCGCCACCAAACGUAAGGGAACAUUUGCACUAGUUCCCAAGCACUUAUCCUAAUGUGGAUCUCACUCGGAGCAAAGCGUGCCAGUUUUCCGAGUCAUAAGCAGUUGCCUUGUGUUGUCGGUCGGUACUGCACUGGUAAACAUGGUCGUUUUAGAUUCAAUCACAUCCUUAAAGUCGCAUCUUCUUCUUUUUUAUGCAAGGUGUCCUUUUUCGCACAAUAUCUUCAUUCCAUGCACCUUUUACUUCUCUUUUUUAAGCUUUCACAGCACAAUGCAUGAUUCUCAGCUGCUACCUUUGAGAAAGAUAUAAAAGGGUCGGGAAAAGUUUCGGGUAUAAUAAUCGGGUAUCAAGCUUCAGAAUCUGCUAGCCAAAAAUGUGGGAAAACAGGUCGAUGUGCCAAAUCGAAAACUGGUAUAUCCUAUGAAUGAUCAGACGCGAUGUGAGACACUGUGGACGUUCAUCAGACUGAUAUCAAUGUGUGGCCUGUCCGACUCCUUUUCACAUCAUUUACAGGCAUUGUUUUAUCAUUUCUUCAGCAACACAGAAAUGUAAACCCUGUGAAUUCUUAUACCAGCAGUAUCUCUGAUUCCUUAGGAUUAGUAAUACACUAUCGUGUAGAUUGUAACUAACUCUGAGUAGAAACAACUAUCCGAAUCACACGACAGCAAGACCAUCUGAUAUUGUUUGCACUCUUAUGUAUGCACAAGCGUUUGCUUGUUUACAGACACGUACACAGAAAUUGUAUUAGAAUGUAAUGCGCUCAUAUAUAUCAAGCACAGAGGAUCACCUCUGAAAACAAACUCAUCGUAGGCCUUAGCUAAUGUACAAAUCAAUGGUCUGCUUGUGAAUCUACGGUUAGUUACCUCAAAUGCUGUGCUCACACAAUCACUCUUUCCCAAAACACAAAUGCACAAAAACCCGCGUCGAGGGCCCAAUCACGGAUAAUACGACAUUCCAGGCCUUCCGAUUCCUGUUGUUUUUUCCUCCCCCUUAUUCUCAGACUGUUUACAAGUGCUUAAGUUUGUAUAAAGUCUUGACAUCACUGGGUGCUAUACUGUGCUAUAAUGCUGCUUGUUCUCACUUUGUUUUAGCCUUCACUGUCUCUUCAUGUACGUGUGUGUAUCUCUGACAUCUGGCUUGUGCGCAAACCAAACUGCCCAUCUAUAAAAUGCGGCUGAAUCAUGUUUUCCAGCUCAGGUUUAAGCCAAUGAACUGCUGCCGUUGCAGUAAACGUGUAAAUAAUCUCUCACACUGCCAACUUUCGAGUGACUGGGAUAUGUUAAAAGAGCGGUGUUGUCAUUAGACAAUGUUGUGCAUCACAUGCAAGAUCGACGUAUAAAAGUAUGCGUGUAAAAGUAUUGGCAAGCAAGUCUGAUGGAGCCUUAAUAUAACCACUGUAUUACAAAUGCUAAUGCUAAUGCUAAAAGACCUUAAAGGAAUAGUUCUCCUAAAAAUGAAAAUUCCGUCAUCAUUUACACAUCCUCGUGUUUUUUUUAAACCUGUAUGAGUUUUUUUAUUUUGAUGAACACAAAAGAAGAUAUUUUGAUAAAUGAUGGUAAGCACUAACCUGAUUGUAACCACCAGUGUUGUGGGUAACGCAUUAGUAACGUGCAUAAUAUUACUUUUCUGAAGUAACGAGUAAAGUAACGCAUUACUUUUUAAAUGUACACAUUAAUAUUUGAGUUGCUUUUUCAAAAACGUAAUGCAAGUUAGUUUUUUUGUUUAAUUAAUUAGAUUAUUAACCCUUCUGGGUUGUUCAAAUUCACUACCCUUUCGGGUUGUUCGUGUACAAAAACGGCCACUAAAUUAAACGGCGGUAAAAAUGUACCAGAUAAUUUUUAAAUCUGUUAAUCAAUCUCAGUAUUGAUCAAAACUACCAAAUGUUUACAAAAUUUCCAUGAUUUUAACUCUUUAAUUGCCAAGUUCAUAAGUGGUGUCACUGAUUUAGGGAAAAAACACACAUAUUGAUCGUUUUUCAAUAUAAAAAGUGAUUGUGGACUGGAUUUUUUUUUAGUUUUUCACAGUCUAGAGCUUGUCAAAGAUUGGUAAAAACAUUGGCUCUGAUGCAUUUUUGUGCAGCAUCAGUUUUUAUUUUUUUCUCCCUAAUUAGUUGUUCGUGGCUUUUUUUGCCCCAUUGACUUCCAUUAUAAUGACAUUUUUUGAUUGCAAAGCAAUAACAGCUUAUUAUCAUGCAUUCCUGAUUGUUAGCUGGUUUUCCUUUUGCUAAGAAGUCAAAUUUAUCAUUUUUACUGUUGAUCACCAUGUGACACCAUUAACCCUUUAGUAGGCCUGUGGAAAAAACAGAGCUUAAUUUCUGGCUUGUACAUUGAGUUAUAUGGAGUAUAACAGCAUCAGUGACACCACUUAUGAACUUGGCAAUUAAACAGUUAAAAUCAUGGAAAUUUUGUAAGCUUUUGGUAGUUUUGAUCAGUAUCAAUACAUUUUUACAGCCGUUUAAUUUAGUGGCUUUUUGUAUACGAACAACCCGAAGGGGUAGUAAAUUUGCCCACGGUAUAUCGUUGAGUUUUUGAAAAAUAAAAGAUAAACAGAGAAAGUCGUGGCCAAUUUAAGACAUAAAAAAAACCAAAAAUGGCCUCAACAACCCAUAAGGGUUAAACUAAACGUGGUCACAUUAUGCACUCUAUGCGAGUAUGCGUACAUGCUUGUGUGGGAACAGUUUGAGUCAGAAACUGAGAUGGCAGGCCAGAGCUCAACAUUUUUGUGAUGAAAUAUGCAAUUUACGAAUGCAGAACUUUUCAGUCAUAAAAAACACCUGCAAGGCCUGAAAGAGAUCAAGCCUUAGCCAAGAAAAAGUAAUGCAAAAGUAACAAAAAAAGUAACAUAAGCAUUACUUUCCAUGUAAAGGAACUAUACUUUUUUUGGGAGUAACUUAAUAUCGUAAUGCAUUACUUUUAAAAGUAACUUUCCCAACACUGGUAACCAUUGACUUUCAUAGUAGGAAAACAAAUAUUAUGGAAGUAUUGUGAUAAAUGAUGAAGAAGACAUUUUGAUAGAUGAUGGUAAGCAGACAGUUGACAGUACCCAUUGAAUUCCAUUGUAUUUCUUUUUCCUACUAUGGAAGUCAAUCUGUGCUUACCAUCAUUAAUCAAAAUAUCUUCUUUUGUGUUCAUCAGAAUAAUGAAAUUCAUACAUGAGGAAGACAGAAUUUUAAUUUGUUAGGUAAACUAUCCCUUUAACAUAACCAAACAAUCAGAGGGCUGAAUGGAUUAAAUGCAGCACAGUGACCUUGCAUAUGCUCGAAGAUGUUUGAAGAUGGGAUAGCUAUGUACACAAACUGCUGAUUCGACUUGGAUUGUGUCUUUGGUUAUGUCCCCCGAUCAAUCCCACAGUGCUUUGACAGGCUGUCUGUCGCACUGAUGGAGCACCCAGCCCGGGAGUGGCUGGCAGAAACUGCAGAUCAGGUUCAGGCUUGGUUGUGGAGAGACUGACAGCCAAGACAACUCGCCACAGAUCUGCAGUGGAUGAUGAGUAUUGAGAAGUGUCACAAAACAGGUUUUGUGUUGUCAGAGGUAGCAAGGUCUGUGUGGUUUAUUGUAUACUGAAAGAAAAAUUGUACGUAUGAACAAAUGUGGGAAUAAGUAUGUGUAUAUAUAUAUAUAUAAAUGUAUGUGUUCACAUGCCUGUUGCCAGCAGCACCUACCUGUAUGAAGAAAGUGCCAGUGGAGCCACGGGCUUUGGUUUAUAUGCUAAAUAUAUGUGUACUGAAUACCAAAACCAUUGUUUUUUUUCAAAGCCAAACUGCAUGAUUUUUAAUCAUUCAUUCUUUUUUACAUUUUAUUUUUUAUUAAUUUAUUACUGUAGCACUGGUAAAUUCAAUGGCUAUUUUUCAUUUUAGACACAUAACAACUAUUGUAAUUCAUAACUAUAUAUAACACAAUUGUACUUUUGUGUAUGUACUGUAACAGAUGUCUUUUCCCAAAUUAUAGGUAUCAUGCCAGUUUCUAUUCCAAGUUAAAGGUAUUGCGGAGGAUUUUCUUUUUCCAGGUGGAUCAUCAAGACUAUUGGUCCUCCUAGUUGUCAAUCAGGAGUGUUGCGCAAUUGCAUUUUGUAAAAAAGUGGAGAAGGUGAUUCUUUUCUAAAAUUCGAGAAAAUUCUCCGCUACACCUUUAAUAUAAUAUAUACCCAUUUUGUUUGAAUAUACCUACAUUUGGAUAUGUGACACAUACAAGUUAAUAGUAAACUGAUGCAUUAACUUUUAUUUUUUACAUUUUUUUUUUCAUGUUAUUGCUCAUAAAAGUUUAACAAAUAUUUGUGUGCUUUGUGUCAAACGCAGGUUUGAAUGCUUUUUUAAGUACUUUAUGAGGUUUAGUUUGUAUUGAUUAAGACCACUGAGUUUAAAAACAUUUUACGGUAAAAUAGUUUUUGGAGUCUUCCGUAACAAAUCUGUCUAUUCAUCUGGAUCUUAACAGAGCUUGUAUUCAUGUAUUCUCUCAUUAUUAGUUAAAAAUUGUAUGAUUAUUGUAAUUUUUCAUCAAGUCUGUAUUCACAAUAACAGUUUUGCAUUUGAUUCUUGUGAAAACAGGUCACAUAUGUUUGAUAAUCUUUAGAAAUAUGAAUUUAUUUUGUUUUAUAGCCAUUAUAUCUUUAUUAUUGAUAACAUUUGAAGAGAUAAAACAACCUUUUACAGGUUUAAAUUCAACUACAGUAUGUUAUUUCUUAUCAUUUGUCCCAGCUGAAGAAUGAAAUGAGUGAGAGGGCACAUUACAUUUUUUAAUGUUGGAAAAAACGUCGUCCACUUAAAGAUUGAGCCUGUACACAAACUCCUUGGCUAUGGUAUUAAGGUAGCUCACUACUCGCAAAAUAAUAUAUUUUUACUACACACAUAGUAAACAUUUUUGUUACCAUGAAUCAAGGUUACCAUAGUUUUGCAUUUUACAUUUGGUUUUGAUUUUUUUUUUUUUUUAUCAUACCGCUGACCUUACUGAGCUGCGUUACAUUAUAAUUACAAAUUACAAAAUAAGAGCAUAAACUCAACGUUGAACAAAUUAUAAAAAGAGAAAGAAUAAAAAACUAUACACGAGGCUUACGUAAAUUAACUUAUAUUAAUCAAAAAGUAAAAUAAAUUUAAGGGCUUUCUUAUUAUAAACACAUUUAAGGAUUUGUAUAUAAGUUUAACCUUAUUUAACCACUGAUUAAAGUUGGCCUUUGUACCAUGUACAUUUAUGAAAAAAACUUUGCAAGACAAAUCAAGAAAUUGACAACCAAAUGUAAAUUCUUGUUUUCCAAAAGGAUACCAAAUUUGAUUAUCUGUACGGGGAGGGGUGGGAGAGUAUAAUCUCUUUGGCCUGUAACCAACUCUGCACAUCUCUCCAAGUAAAAAUAAACUGAGGGGGCACAAUUCAGAUCGGACAAUGCCCCCUCGUGGCCUGUCUUUAGCCCAUUUCCAUACCUCCUCUUUACACUUUUAAUUUAAUGUUUCAAGUGCCAAUUUCCGUUUGUAAAGGCUGAUGUUCUUGGCAAAAUAAAUCUAUUAAAGAAAGAAGUUCA
Molecule: messenger RNA, 6672 nt
Organism: Paramisgurnus dabryanus
Lineage: Eukaryota; Metazoa; Chordata; Actinopteri; Cypriniformes; Cobitidae
Source: RefSeq, a predicted model, not a curated record